AAAAAAAAAUUGUCAAUUUAGUUAUAUUUAUUUUUUAUUUUUCUCAGAUUAUUUCAUCUUUAAUCUGAACUAUUAAAGCUUUUAAUAAUUAAUUUUAGAUUUUAUAUUUUUUUAUGAUGAUAGAUACUUUGAAAGUUUUAAUUAACGCAUCAGAAAAAGCGGCUCGUAUUGCUCGUUCUUGUUGUGAGGGAGCAACUGAUGAAGUUCUUUUAGUGGCCGAAAAAGGUGAAGGAGAAGCUAACGCCCGCUUUGACAAGGAUUUUAAAACCAUAGCAGAUGUCUUGGCACAGGAAUCCGCUAAAAAUGAAAUAGCUACCUUUAGUCCAGAACUAGCUAGAAAUACAAGAGGUGAAGAAUGCUCUGAAAUCGGAGGAGUCUCAAUUAAACUUCAGGAAAAUUGGGAAAAAACAGCCGAGAUGUUGAGCUUACUAGUGGCUCCAAAUGUAGCUACACGGAUGUCGGCAGCAGCUCAUUCUUCUAUAGAACUUUCUCUCGACUUACCAGAAGAUUUGCCAUCAAUUGAUAUUAAUGAUUUGGGUGUUUGGAUUGAUCCUAUCGAUGCAACUGCAGAAUUUAUAUCUGGUGUCCGUGGACAGGCAAAAACGGGUCGUGGUCUGCCUUGCGUAACUGUAUUGAUUGGAGCUUACAUCAAGUCAACAGGAGAACCUGUAAUGGGAGUUAUUAACCAACCAUUCUAUAACAAUGGAAAAGGUCGCAUAAUAUGGGGUGUAAGCUAUGGCACUACAAAAGAAUGGGGCACAACAGAAUCGAAAUCUGAUAGUGAAAGCAAUAUUGUGCUCAUGAGUAGUGCAGAAAACCCAGAAAUUGUUAACAAGAUGAAGAAAGCCAAUUUGGAGGUGAAAUCUGUUCCUGGUGCAGGUCAUAAACUUCUUAAAGUUGCUCUUGGAGAAGCAGGAAUAUAUAUUGUUUCUAAAGGAACAACAUUCCGCUGGGACACAUGUGCACCACAUUCAAUUCUACAAGCAUUGGGUGGUGACAUUGUGUCUUACAGUACAUAUACUCCAAUCACAUAUAAUGAUCCUGAAGAUGUAGACACACAACAGUUCUGUAAUUCUGAUGGAGUAAUUGCAUAUUCUGAUAUAAAAGUAUUUGAAAACAUAAAAAAGAUUUUGACUUAAAAUCAAAUUAUAUGACAUUGCAUACAUCAUAAAUAUUGCUCUAUUUGUAAUAAACAUACCUUGUCUUCAUUAGUACCUGAUUUUUACAUUACAAAUGUGUUGAUAUUGUGAUAGUGUAUUAAGCUUUUCAAUUAUGAUCUCAAUAAUAUUAUCUAUUUAAGUACUAUGUCUAAUUUGAUCAUUUUGUAUAUUUUGUGAAUGUUUAUGU
Molecule: messenger RNA, 1347 nt
Organism: Achroia grisella
Lineage: Eukaryota; Metazoa; Arthropoda; Insecta; Lepidoptera; Pyralidae
Gene: Ipp
Product: inositol polyphosphate 1-phosphatase
Exons: 4
Coding region: 114-1139 (341 amino acids)
Molecular function (GO): inositol-1,4-bisphosphate 1-phosphatase activity
Source: RefSeq, a predicted model, not a curated record